CUGGACCCUUCCUACCCCCGGCCUGUUCCUAUUCACCACGUACUAUAGCAAAUUCGCGAUGCUCUCUUCAAGCCUUCCACAGCAUUGUGCUCGCAUUUCUCGUGCGGUUGUCGGCUCGGAAAGUAUCUUCUGGCUUAAGCUGUCGGUUUUAAACAAAAUUUCGGAUCUCGCAAAAAAUUGAAGCAAACCAUCUUCGGUCUUGGUAACAAUGACAAAUUUCCUGUCCCUUCUGGUGCUCACUCUGGCUUGCGUAAUUGUCCACGCCCAACAAACAUCUGAUCAAAAACCUGUUUUCGGGCAAACGUUCGACGAAAUUGUAGUCUCGUCGGAUCUAAACGUUCGAAGGAAAUCGAAAGAAAGCCGUCAGGGUAAAAGAUUGACGAACAUACCAUCAGGAACCACCGGCCCACCAGAAAAAUCCACCGUACUUGCGUCCAGAUUCGUUUCCAAUGACGGCAGUCGAAUCACCUCGGAGAAAACCAAAUCGAAACGCGACAUUUCAAAUUUACAGAAAAGGUAUCUGGACAUGGGCGUUACAGGAUACUUGCUGAACUCUCGGAAAUGAUGAAAUUUCUAUUCCGGGGACAACCGCACGAUCCUCACACACCCAUUCCGACCAUACUUUUCGGACCACUUUCGGACCAUGGCUCAUGUAACAAAAAGGAUAAUAAAAAUUUUCUGUGUCACAGCAA
Molecule: messenger RNA, 692 nt
Organism: Frieseomelitta varia
Lineage: Eukaryota; Metazoa; Arthropoda; Insecta; Hymenoptera; Apidae
Exons: 4
Coding region: 209-565 (118 amino acids)
Source: RefSeq, a predicted model, not a curated record